CAUAAAGCCUCAGGUCACUUGGUCAUAUGACGCAGAACAACAUCACUGCUCUUAUGGGAAACUGGGGUGUAAUUAACAUGGUGGGAAUAAUGUUAUAAAUACAGACACAACGGUGAUAUGUUGGUAUUGACACUAAGUUAUCUGAUCAUCACAUCUUCAUCGGGCUCUGGUUGAUGUCCGGUCAUCAAGGUUGAUUAUCUACUGAUGUCUAAAAUCAGCCAGAUGACUCAGGUUCAUGAAAAUUAUUCACUUCUCUGUGAAGACCCCGUCUAUUACUCCAACGUCAUCGGUAUCACAGUGGACUGGGUGUUGUUCCUUGUUGGGCUACCUGAGGUCUGCCUGGCCUGCUACGCUCUACUUUGUCUCCUAAAGAAGGACAAAGUAGCACCAGUCUUCGUUCUAAACCUGCUCUUGUCAGAUCUCCUUCAGAUCGGGAUCACAGGUGUCUUCAUUGUGAGCAGAUUUUAUGAUCCCACCUACUACCCGUUCCUCAGAGCCCGCUGCAUAUCACGUCUCUUUAUCCGCCUCGGCCUCACCUCCAGUCUGAGCUUCAUGCAGCUGAUUUCUGCAGAGAGAUUCGUGAUGGUGGCCUGUCCUUUGUGGUACCGCACAAAGAACAGUCUGACGUUGUCUAUCCUGAUCUCAGUUUGCAUAUGGAUCCUCUCACUGGUCUACUCCUCUUUGGAUUAUUACUUAUUGAGCCACACUAGAUACCCUUUGUUGCUGUUUGCCAUCGUCUGCCUCUUCCCUGCUCCGUUUCUGCUGGGACUGUAUAUCGCCACAUGGAAAGCUCUCCACAAGAGUGCUGCCAUGAGACAUGGAACCAAGAACAGGAGGAGAGUUUUGGGGGUUCUCAGUUUGAUGUUGGGGACGUACAUUGUUUCCUUCUUCCCAUUUAUUAUCAGGAACCUGUAUUACUCUCUGAAAGCUGACGAUGACUCAGAUAAAGAGGACCUGGUCAAGGAUUUGUCAGGUGUUUUGACCAGCGCUCUGGUCUAUCUCAGCCCUUUGGUCGACUCUGUGCUCUAUAUCUUUAUUAGGAGUGACAUUGGAGACACUUUGGAAGCAUUUUCCUGCUGCAGAACGGCUCUGAUGAAGCUAAAAGGAUUUAAGGACUCUCCUUGGUCAGAGACGACUUCAUAAUUGAUUAAGUAAUUGGUUUGUAAAGGGAACUGCCUCCAAGAAGGAGUUUUAAAUCACACUACUUGUGCCAUGGUUUAGUCUGAAUCAUCUGUUUUAUCCACAUUACAUUUAAAUAAUUCUAGGGAAACUAAUUCAUCACUCCUCAAGUCCAAAACUCAACUUAUUCAGAGAAUGUCUUUAAAUCAGAUGGGGGUUAUAACUAGACAGGGAAGUCACAUUUAAAUACUAAAUGUUCGAAUAACAAAGAAACAUUUUUAUACUUCAAUCACUGGAGUUACACGGUGGAACAGACUGGAUGUGGAGCUAAAGCAAUAUCAGAGUCUACUCCGGUUUAAAUAUAGGUAUUAAGAAAUGUCUGUCAUGGAGAUACAGGGAGGAGGGGGAGCAGCUUUCAUGAUCACAAUGGGUUUGAUUUCAUUAAUAUUCUCAUAGAUCAGAAUGUAGUUAUGUGUAAAUUAUGGGUAUGUAAGCAUGUCCAUAGCUUUGUAUAUGAAUAAUUUAUUGUGUAUCUAUAUUAGCUUUAUUCAAAUGAAAGGAAAUUGUGCAGGUAUUUGUUAAAUGUAAUGAUGCUACUUAUAAAAAUAAGACAGUCUCAGGGUUUCAUGAGUUGAUUAAGAAUUAUUUCAGAGUUAUUGACAGAAAGUAACCCCCCAAAAAAGGGAUAUCAUUUAAUACAUUUAAAAAAUGUUUGAAAUAAAGAUAUCAAUCAA
Notolabrus celidotus (New Zealand spotty) is the source of this 1853-nucleotide messenger RNA. Its product is annotated as free fatty acid receptor 3-like. Lineage: Eukaryota; Metazoa; Chordata; Actinopteri; Labriformes; Labridae. The transcript is spliced from 2 exons. The record is from RefSeq and is a predicted model, not a curated record. Gene Ontology annotation, molecular function: G protein-coupled receptor activity. Gene Ontology annotation, biological process: phospholipase C-activating G protein-coupled receptor signaling pathway; positive regulation of Rho protein signal transduction. Gene Ontology annotation, cellular component: membrane. Bases 205 to 1143 code for a protein of 312 amino acids.